This is a messenger RNA of Punica granatum (pomegranate), 5761 nucleotides long. Lineage: Eukaryota; Viridiplantae; Streptophyta; Magnoliopsida; Myrtales; Lythraceae. The record is from RefSeq and is a predicted model, not a curated record.
AAACUUUUUGUUUCUUCUCACAAAAGCCUUCCCUCUCUCCCACUCUACGCUUUCACUCUGCCACCGCUACCUCUGCUCUCUCCGCCACUUCCGAUGCCAUGACGGGCCUCCACCCGCCUUUCCCCGGCCCCGGCUUCCGCCGCCGCACCACUCCGGCUCCCGGCCGCGCGAUGCCCCCCUCGGGCACCUCCCGCUCUUACCACGGCCCUUCCCCCUUCCCCCACAACCAAUUCCUCCAACCCGGCACCAAUUCCGGCCCCCCGCCGCCGAGCUUCUCCAUCUUUCUCCGUCCCAGCAGCCAGUGGCCGCAUCUCCGGGACCACCGCGACCCCCGCUCCGAAAUCCAGGCCCUUGUUGAUAAAUGCGACCCUCCGCCGGUCGAAUUCCUGCCGUACCGCCCGGGAAGGGCGAUCGCCACCCUGGUCUACAGGCAGUGGACCCACGCGCGCGACGCCCUGCUGCUCUUCUGGUCCACUCGCCUCAACGGUGAGCACGCCCUGUCGCUCGAGCUAGUUUCUCCCCUGCUGUUGCCCUCCGACAAACAGGAGCUAAAUGAGUCCUUGAAAGCCCUAUUCCUCGAGAAAAUCAACGGUUUGCUUGCGGGCGAGCAGCUGAGGGGUUGGCAGAAGAAAUUGGACAGCGUCCUGGACGAUCUCGCCAAAGUGAGGAAGUUGCUGAAAAGGCCCAAUCGUCUUGGGGCCCAGGCAGAGCUCUCCGAGAGGGAGAGGGGCCUGGUGGCAGAGCGUGAACUGAUCACGAAGCGAAUACGGGAAUUUAAGGCCGCUAUGAACUGUAUCAGGGCACACUUAGAGGGGAAACCCGAGGAGCUUACAGAGGCCUUCGUUCCGACGUUUAAGUUUGCGACGGGGGACUUCAUUUGGAACAGAAUUCAUCAUUUGAUCUUGAGGGAGUGCAAGCGGCUGGAUGACGGGCUUCCGAUUUAUGCCCACAGGCAGGAGAUCCUUAAAAGCAUAUAUCUUGAACAGAUAAUGGUUCUGAUUGGAGAGACCGGUUCUGGCAAGAGUACACAGUUGGCGCAGUUCAUUGCUGAUGCUGGUAUGGCAAAAAAAUCCAUAGUGUGUACUCAGCCUCGGAAGAUUGCAGCAAUCUCCCUGACUCAACGUGUCAGAGAGGAAAGCAGUAGCUGUUACGAGGACAACUCUGUCAUCUGUUAUCCGACAUUCUCAUCUUCCCAAUCAUUCUGCUCCAACGUUGUCUACAUGACCGACCAUUGUCUGUUGCAGCACUACAUGUCGGACAACAAGUUGUCAGGGAUCUCUUGUAUUAUCAUUGAUGAGGCCCACGAGAGGAGCUUGAACACUGAUCUGCUUUUGGCUCGGCUCAAGUUUUUGCUUGCCGAGAGGGAUUGCCUAAGGCUCAUUAUAAUGUCUGCUACAGCUGAUGCAAAACAGCUCUCAGACUACUUCUACGAGUGUAAAAUUAUGCAUGUGGUGGGAAGAAACUACCCUGUCGAGAUUAGAUAUGCCCCGAUCUUGCAAGAGGGAAGUUCUCCUUCCAGUACUGUGCCUUUGUAUGUUUCAGAGGCAGUAAGGAUGGCAAAGGAGGUCCACAGGAUGCAUAGAGAGGGGACUAUUCUGGCCUUCUUGACCUCCCAAGCUGAAGUAGAAUGGGCUUGUAAGAACUUCCUCGCUCCCUCUGCAGUCGCUUUACCCUUACAUGGAAAGCUCACCCAUGAAGAGCAGCAGAAAGUGUUCCAGAGCUUCUCUGGGAUAAGGAAAGUUAUAUUUGCCACAAAUCUUGCUGAGACGUCUCUGACCAUUCCAGGAGUCAAGUACGCGAUUGACUCCGGUAUGGUGAAGGAGAGCAAGUUCGAAGCUACGACUGGAAUGAACAUCCUCAGGGUUUGCACUAUCAGCAAAAGCUCAGCCAAUCAGAGAGCUGGUCGUGCUGGGAGAACUGAACCGGGGGUCUGCUAUAGGCUGUACUCUUCUCAUGACUUCGAGUCUAUGGACAACACACAAGAACCCGAAAUUCGUAGAGUGCACCUUGGUAUUGCAGUUCUGAGGAUCCUCGCCUUUGGAACUAAGAAAUUGCAGGAGUUUGAAUUCAUCGAUGCUCCCAGUGACAGAGCCAUUGAUAUGGCAAUUCGGAAUCUUGUUCAAUUAGGCGCUGUCAUCAUAAAUAAUGACUCUUAUGAUUUGACUAGUCAUGGAAGGUGCUUGCUUAAGCUUGGCAUUGAACCUCGGCUUGGAAAGCUGAUAUAUAGCUGCUUAGAUCACAAUUUGGGGAUAGAGGGAGUAGUCCUCGCUGCGGUGAUGGCGAACUCUAGCAGCAUCUUUUGUCGAGUUGGAUCCGAUGUUGAAAGGCUUAAAGCAGAUUCUCUCAAGGUUCAAUUUUGCCAUCAGAGUGGCGAUCUCUUCACCCUGCUCUCAGUCUACAAAAAUUGGGAGGCAGCUCGAAAGGAACGGAACAGUUGGUGCUGGGAGAAUAGCAUCAAUGCGAAAACUAUGAGAAGGUGCCAUGAGACGGUCAAGGAACUCAAGGACUGCCUCUGGAGAGAGCUUGGCAUAGACAUCCCAUCUUUGUGGAGGUGGGACCCUCACAGACCUAAUCAGACAGAUAAAGACCUAAAAAAGGUGAUACUCUCAUGCCUCGCAGAGAAUGUUGCGAUGUACUCUGGACAUGAAAGGCUAGGUUAUGAAGUGGCCAUAACUGGUCAGCAAAUUCAGCUUCAUCCUUCAUGUUCGCUGCUUGUGUUUGGUGAGAAACCAUCGUGGGUUGUCUUCAGCGAAAUCCUAUCAGUUUCCAGUACAUUUUUGGUCUGUGUUACUGCCUUUGAUUUUGAAUGUCUGUCGACGCUCUGCCCUCCCCCCCUAUUUGACUCUGUAGAAAUGGAGUGCCGGAGGCUGCAACGGAGGUCGAUCACUGGUUUUGGUGGCUGUCUCCUGAGAAAGUUCUGUGGAAAGUUCAACAGCAAUCUGCACUCUCUUGUGUCCCGCAUUCGUGCAGAAUGUUCUGAUGACCGGGCUAGCAUAGAGGUGGACGUGGACCAAAAUGAGGUCUUGCUCUUCGCAUCCUCAAAGGAUUUGGAGAGGGUAUGCACCCUUGUGAAUGAUUGCCUUGAGUAUGAGAGGAAAUUGCUUCAGAAUGAAUGUAUUGAGAACCCCUUGUACCAUGGGCCUGGGUCUGUACCUGUGGCUCUGCUUGGAGCUGGUGCGGUUAUCAAGCAUAUCGAGCUUGAAAAGAACUUCCUAUCCGUUGAUGUGUAUCAUCCUGCUGCAAAUUCAAUUGAAGAUAAGGAGCUGCUAAUGUUUCUUGAGGAAUCUGUGGGUGGCAGUAUCUGUUCAAUCCAUAAAUUCUCAGGCAGCAGGUUGGACGAAGAAGGGAAGGAGUGCUGGGGCAGGUUAACUUUUACAACCCCUGAAGCUGCCAGACAAGCUGUUGAACUGAGCAACGUGAAGCUGAGUGGUGCAGAGUUGAAGCUUCUGCCUUCCCGGUCAGCUUUUGGGAGCGAUACCAAGGCUCCAUCUCAUGGUGUCAAAGUAAAAAUUUGUUGGCCACGGAGACCGAGCAAAGGGGUCGCUUUUGUUGCGGUCAAACCCAUUGAUGUUGUUACAGUAUUGUGCCACUUCUCGGAUCUGGUCAUGGGAGGCCAACGUGUCUAUUGUGAUGCAAUUAACUUUCGAGAUUUCAACAUUGCGAUAAAGGCAAUUCCGAAAGAGCUCUCAGAGCCUGAGAUCCUCGAUGUGCUGGCUAAUGCCACAAAUAUAAGAAUUCUUGAUUGCUUCCUCCGUCGUGGGCAACCGGUUGGAAACCCAUCUUGCACUGCGUGCGAGGAGGCUCUAUUACGGGAGAUCUCUCCCUUGAUGCCAAGGUUGAAUUCUGUCGAGGUGAUUGAUCCUGAGGACAAAGAUGCCUACAUGAAGGCUUUCAUUACUUUCGAUGCGAGACUGCAUUUGGAGGCUGCGGCAGCACUGGAGAGUCUUAGGGGGAAGGUGCUGCCUGGGUUUCUUCCCUGGCAGAAGAUUCAAAUCCAGCAGCAAUUCCACAGCACCUUGUCCUGUCCUGCGUAUGUGUAUUAUGUCAUCAAGGAGGAGCUCGAUUUGAUAUUAUAUAGUUUCAAUAAUAGGAAAGGUGCAUCGUAUAGUUACGAGAGAACUCAUACCGGUGGCUUCCGUGUAAAGAUCUCUGCGAAUGCCACGAGAACUGUGGCGGAACUGAGAAGACCAAUCGAAGCUCUAAUGCAAGGCAAGAUUAUAGAUCAUGCAGACGUCACCCCGUCAAUUCUGCAGAUCCUCUUCUCACGUGAAGGCGUCGCCCUUAUGAAAUCGGUACAGAGGGAUACUAGAACAUAUAUCCUGUUUGAUCGAUAUAGGAGGACCAUAAAGAUGUUUGGCCCCUCUAAUAAGGUGGCAGAAGCUGAGGAGAGACUUGUCCGAUCUUUGCUAGAGCUCCACGAGUGCAAGCAACUUGAGAUCCAUCUCCGAAGGAGGUUCCUGCCCUCUGAUCUGAUGAAGGAGCUGGUGACUUUGUAUGGGCCGGAUCUCCGUGGACUAAAAGAGAUGGUCCCUGGUGCAGAAUUUACCCUCAAUGCCCGGCGUCACAUCAUCUCCAUUCAGGGCGAGAAGGAUGCAAAGCAGAAGGUGGAGGAGAUUAUCUCUGAAAUAGUUGCACGGAGGCAGGAUGACCUCAAGGGAAGGGACAAUGAAGCUUCUAUGACCAGCACUGACUGCCCUAUCUGCCUUUGUACGGUGGAAGAUGGUCACCGCCUUGAGGGCUGCUCUCACCUAUUCUGCAGAUCGUGUCUGGUGGAGCAGUGCGAGUCUGCUAUCAAGGACCUUGAUAUCCUCCCAAUAUGCUGUGCUCACGAGGGCUGCAAUGCGCCCGUUCUCAUCACAGACUUGAAAACUCUACUCCCAACGGAGAGACUGGAGGAGCUCUUCCGCGCUUCUCUUGGGAAAUUCGUCGCGACAAGUGGGGGCCUCUUGCGGUUCUGCCCUUCCCCCGACUGCCCCUCAAUCUAUCGGGUAGGGACCUUGCGCGAGCCCUUCAUCUGCGGAGCAUGCUUUGUAGAGACGUGCACGAGCUGCCAUUUGGAGUACCACCCAUCCGUGCCGUGUGAGAGGUACAAGCAGUUCAAGGAAGACCCGGACCUUUCACUGAAGGACUGGUGCCAGGGGAAGGAAUACGUGAAGGUCUGUCCUGUCUGUGGGUACACGAUCGAGAAGGUCGAUGGUUGCAAUCACAUGGAAUGCCGGUGCGGAAGGCACAUCUGUUGGGUGUGCUUGAAGUUCUUCUCGACCAGCGAUCUCUGCUAUGAGCACUUGAGAUCUGUUCAUGCCGCUAUCAACUGAGUUCGAGAAGCAAGCAGCUCCCCUCAUUUCUAACCACCGAAGUAGGAAUUGUUUUAACGAAUAGUGCUGGAUCUUUUGUUGGCCACGUACAGAAGACCACAGUUGUAUAUAGUUAAUGCUUAUAGAGGCUCAAGAUAUAUAUCUACUUAUGUGUAUGCCGCUAUGAGCACUUGAGAUCUGUCCAUGCCGCCAUCAACUGAUUUCGAGAAGCAAGCAGCUCCCCUGAUUUCUAGCCACCGAAGUAGGAAUUGUUCUAACGAAUAGUGCUGGAUCUUUUAUUGGCCAUGUACAGAAGUCUGCAGUUGUAUAUAGUCGAUGCUUAUCGAGGCUCAAGAUAUAUAUGUAUAUCUGCUUUUGUUUAUGAGUGUGCAGUGUUUACAAGAUGAGGAAUGCUUUGAUAUAAUGAGUAUCGGGAAAAAUCAACUGUUGGAUCGAUUAAGAUCUAA